AGGGGAGAACGUGGAAGAGGCCUUCCUAGAAGCAGCAAAGAAGAUCUACCAGAACAUUCAGGACGGCAGUUUGGACCUGAACGCCGCAGAGUCCGGAGUCCAGCACAAACCGUCGGCGCCGCAGGGCGGGCGCCUCAAUGCCGAUGCCCAGCCAGCUAAAGAAGGCUGCAGCUGCUAGCUGUAGCUGCUAACCGCUAACCGCAGCGCCUCGGAACGGCCAACCGAUGGACAAACACAGACCGGGUCUGCCACCCCGAACUGGAUCACACGCAACUCCGGCUCGGUCCAAACACCUUUAGUCGAGUCCGUUCAGGACCCAGAACACACAUCAUCCAUCCGCCUUCAUGUACCGUAAACCUGGUCCAGGUGGUCUUCAGGGCCCGCCUCUAAUCCAGAUCAGUAUUUGAUAAUCCAGUUCUGGACCUGCUUUAAUCUAAACUGUAUCCAAACAAAACCCAAAUCCAGAUUAAACUGCUCUGAGGUCCAUAUUUAAACCUCAGCCCGCCUCACUUUCUCAGAUCAGAACCGAGCCGCUGCAGUCCUAUCACCAGAACAGAACCCGGCCCCAAAGGUCCGGACUUCUGUUGGUCCAGAUCCACCAAAAACUUAUACAAAUUCAAAACCACCUAAAUAAACAGCAGACUCAGAUUUGGACUCAUUUACAGCUCGGAACACGGGUUUAACAGAACCUGACUGAGUCCAGUCUGGACCAGAACCGGGUCACGUCCACACCGAGACAAACGGGUCCAGUUUGAUAUAAAAUCUCAACAGUUGACUUUUUAAAUUCAAUCUGGACUUUUAAACCGUCCUGAGCCUGAACUCCAGCUGGACCGGUGCCGGUCCACAUUAGAACCGUCUUCGGCUCCCAAUCGGGUCUCGCGAAAACUCUUGACACCAUUCAUAGGUCAUCCUUUCUGCUGGAACCGGUCCUUGGGCCAGAACCAGCUGUUGGUCAUUGUUAAAAGGCUCAAACUGGGACAAACUAGAAAACUGUUUCAAAAGAACCUCGUGAAGAACUCCUUCAGAACCCGGACCACCUGGUUCCUCAGAGAGCACCAGCUGGUCCGAAUGAUGCUCGGGUCCGACUCAGGAAAAGGUUCUCCAGGUUUAGUCUGAGAUUUAAAACGUUCCGACAAUAAGUCCAAAAUUAACGUCAACCCCAAACAUUCCUAAAACCAGAACCACGGUUCUGGCUCGAGGUGUCUGGGUCCAAAUCCGAUGCUACCAAAUCUAAAUCCGCAUCAUUCCAGCACCCGGUUCUGAGAUUUACCGUUGGACUUGGAUUCACGGCGUCAUUUAAAUAUUUAAUAGAAAAAUUCUUUAAACGUAAUCCUGAAAAACAAACGGCCGAGUCAUCGUUUACUUUCCUCUGCGUGGAAAUAUUUUCUUUUAUAUGAAAUUAAAAUGUUUAAAAUAUCAACUCUAAUCUCCAGAACGCUUCAGGCAGAAAUCUGGAACCGGGCCGCAGCGCCCCCGGUGGCUGGUUCUGGUUCCACACGGUCCGGUCCAACGUUAGGUUUGGUCCUGAGACAGAAACGUCACGAGGCGCUCGCUCAGGACGGAAACCGAACGUUCGUCACGUCUUCGACAACGUGUCGCCGAGCUGUGGACGACGCACGCCCGAACGCCGGGACGUUCUCCGAAGUUCUCCGAAGUUCUCCGUGGUUCUCCCACGUUCUCCGAAGUUCUCCGUGGUUCUCCCACGUUCUCCGAAGUUCUCCGUGGUUCCGUUUGAACACGUUCAAAAUAAACAAAUUCUCUCAGAUCGGUCCGACUUCGUUUCUAACAAGGACUCCAGCAACUUAGCUCAAACGUGCACGGCAGAAUAAAGUGCACGGCCUGAAACACUGAUUCACAGGUCACACCCGAACUUAAGCUGUGGCUGCUCAGACCACAGCCGUGCGCGUCGCCGUGCACGUCGCUCAAAUCUGUUAAAUUUCCCGUUUUCAGUUUUGCAGCCGAGCGCGACGCCAACACGUGCGCAAACACACGUGCACAAACAAGAAAACGUUCUUUAAAGUAGAUUUUUAAAAACGUAUUCCGACUGACCCGCCGAUAACUCAUCCAGUAAGUAAACAAAUAAACAAACAAUAAAUAAACGAGCCGGUUCAUCAGAUUUAAACCACGAGAAAAACCAAAACAACAAUUUAUGAAAAGUCAGCACUUGAUAAUCUGCUCUUAUUAGUGAAUUAUUAUUUUACUAAUCUGGAUUUAUCGUUGGACUCAGAUUUCUUUGUGUUUUCCUCCUUUAUGAAAUUUAACCGUUUUCUGACCUCACGCCGACGUGUGGUGUGGCAGGUCAGAUUCUGGUCCGGUCCCACCGGGUGAACCGGUCUCGUGGAUUAAUCCCCGUGUCUGAAACGAUGCAGCUGUCGACUCGUUGUUGGACAGGAAUUCUCUUUAAGCUGAUUUCUAAAUGAAAAGCAGACGUCGGUUUAAAAACGUCUCUCGUUCUUUGCAACACGCUCAGUUCGCUCUGAGACGCGUCUCGACUCUUAAAACCCUUUUUCUUGUGAACUUGUCGGAACCAAAGAGCGAACGUCAGAAAGUUGCUGAAACAAAAACGAAACCUUGAAGCCGUCGCCUUAAAGCUUCGCUCACCAAAGGAAACGUUCGCACGUCGUCCACAGAAAUGUUCAGACUUCCCGCCAGGCGGAGCAGAAACAGGAAGUUCAUCGUGUGAGAAUCAAAGAUGGAAGCCGGGCUGAGCCGCCGCUCGCUGGCUGAAAACUGACGCUCUGUACGUUUUCUCUUUCAAGCUUCUCACGAUUUGUUCUGGACUAUUUAUAUCAUAAACUUGUGAUUUCCUUCAGCUGUAACUUUCCACUGUCCGACCACGGGGACUCUGUUCUUUGUAAAUAAAGUUAUACAAACUGUAAAA
This is a messenger RNA of Nematolebias whitei (Rio pearlfish), 2881 nucleotides long. Its product is annotated as ras-related protein Rab-14. Gene Ontology annotation, biological process: endocytic recycling; defense response to bacterium; Golgi to endosome transport. Gene Ontology annotation, cellular component: phagocytic vesicle; Golgi apparatus; trans-Golgi network. Gene Ontology annotation, molecular function: GTP binding; GTPase activity. The record is from RefSeq and is a predicted model, not a curated record. Lineage: Eukaryota; Metazoa; Chordata; Actinopteri; Cyprinodontiformes; Rivulidae.